UUGCUGUCAGGCGCUUCGUCGGCUGCGCGGGGCCUUCGCUCCUUCUCGCCGUCCCGGGAGGGGAGCUCCGUGAUGGGGCUGGGCGGCCUCUUCCCCGCUAGCUGCCUCGCCGCUCGUGGCCCUCCGGGAAGCCGUUAAUUAAGCUGCGGCACCGGUGCCGCUCCGCCCUUCACUGCACUGAGGUAACUCUAGAAGAAACGGUGGAAGUCCUUGAAACCUAAUUUCUGGAGUGCACACAAGAGCCCAUCAAAAUGUCAGGAGCUUCUGUAAAAGUGGCUGUCCGGGUCAGACCUUUUAAUUCCCGAGAGACCAGCAAAGAGUCCAAAUGCAUAAUCCAAAUGCAAGGAAACUCCACCAGUAUUCUGAACCCAAAGAACCCUAAAGAAACACCAAAAUCCUUCAGCUUUGACUACUCAUACUGGUCCCACACCUCGUCUGAGGAUCCUUGUUUCGCAUCUCAAAAUCGUGUAUACAAUGAUAUUGGGAAAGAAAUGCUGCUCCAUGCCUUUGAAGGCUACAACGUCUGUAUCUUUGCAUAUGGCCAAACCGGAGCCGGUAAAUCUUACACCAUGAUGGGGAAGCAGGAGGAGAACCAGGCAGGGAUCAUCCCACAGCUCUGUGAAGAGCUCUUUGAGAAGAUCAACGACAACAGCAAUGAGGAAAUGUCUUACUCUGUGGAGGUCAGUUACAUGGAGAUCUACUGUGAGAGAGUUCGAGACUUGCUGAACCCCAAAAACAAAGGGAAUUUGCGGGUCCGGGAGCACCCACUACUUGGACCUUAUGUAGAAGACCUGUCCAAACUUGCUGUCACUUCUUACACUGAUAUUGCAGACCUCAUGGAUGCUGGGAAUAAAGCGAGGACGGUGGCAGCUACGAACAUGAACGAAACCAGUAGUCGCUCUCAUGCCGUCUUCACAAUAGUUUUCACUCAGAAGAAACAUGAUGUUGAAACCAACCUUUCUACUGAGAAGGUUAGCAAGAUCAGUCUCGUAGACCUUGCCGGGAGCGAGCGAGCCGACUCUACUGGUGCCAAAGGGACUCGAUUGAAGGAGGGAGCAAAUAUCAACAAGUCGCUGACCACGCUGGGGAAGGUGAUUUCGGCCUUGGCGGAAGUGAGUAAGAAGAAGAAGAAAACGGACUUUAUUCCAUACAGGGAUUCUGUGCUGACGUGGCUGCUCCGGGAAAACCUAGGUGGCAACUCCAGAACUGCCAUGGUGGCUGCUCUGAGCCCAGCAGACAUAAACUAUGAUGAAACAUUGAGCACAUUAAGGUAUGCAGAUCGAGCAAAGCAGAUCAAAUGCAAUGCAGUGAUCAAUGAGGAUCCGAAUGCCAAGUUGGUGCGGGAGCUGAAGGAAGAAGUCACCCGGCUCAAAGAUCUACUUCGCGCUCAAGGGCUUGGGGACAUUAUUGACAUUGAUCCAUUGGAUGAUUUCUCUGGAAGUGGAGGCAAAUAUCUGAAAGAUUUUCAGAACAAUAAACACAGAUACUUGUUAGCCUCCGAGAAUCAACGUCCUGGCCAUUUUUCCACAGCAUCCAUGGGCUCCCUCACUGCAUCUCCAUCUUCCUGCUCUCUCAGUAGCCAGGUGGGCCUAACUGCGGUCUCCAGUAUCCAAGAACGGAUCAUGUCUACGCCCGGAGGAGAGGAAGCCAUUGAACGUUUGAAGGAAUCUGAGAAAAUCAUUGCAGAGCUGAAUGAAACAUGGGAGGAGAAAUUGAGGAAGACCGAAGCAAUUAGGAUGGAGAGAGAAGCUCUGUUAGCUGAGAUGGGGGUUGCCAUCCGAGAAGACGGAGGCACCCUCGGCGUCUUCUCACCGAAAAAGACACCUCAUCUCGUAAACCUGAAUGAGGAUCCCCUGAUGUCAGAGUGCCUACUUUAUUACAUCAAAGAUGGUAUAACUAGGGUUGGCCAGGCGGAUGCAGAACGACGCCAAGACAUUGUCCUGAGUGGAGCUCAUAUCAAAGAGGAGCACUGCAUCUUCAGAAGUGAGAGGAACCCCAACGGCAGUGUGAUUGUUAGCCUAGAACCGUGUGAAUGCUCAGAAACCUAUGUCAAUGGCAAGAGGGUGGUGCAGCCUGUCCAGCUGCGUUCAGGAAAUCGCAUUAUUAUGGGCAAAAACCACGUGUUCCGCUUCAACCAUCCUGAGCAGGCAAGGGCCGAAAGAGAGAAGACGCCGUCGGCUGAGACUCCCUCCGAACCUGUCGACUGGACUUUUGCCCAGAGAGAAUUGCUGGAGAAACAGGGAAUUGAUAUGAAGCAGGAGAUGGAGAAAAGACUUCAAGAGAUGGAGAUUCUGUACAAGAAGGAGAAGGAAGAAGCAGAUCUCUUACUGGAGCAGCAGAGGCUGGAUGCAGACUCUGAUAGUGGGGAUGACUCGGACAAGCGGUCUUGUGAGGAGAGCUGGCGGCUGAUUACUUCCCUGAGAGAGAAGCUGCCCCCCAGCAAGUUACAAACCAUUGUUAAAAAAUGUGGCCUCCCCAGCAGUGGAAAGAAACGAGAGCCCAUAAAAAUGUAUCAGAUACCUCAGCGCCGGCGGCUUAGCAAAGACUCCAGAUGGGUCACCGUUUCAGACCUGAAGAUCCAGGCCGUAAAGGAGAUCUGCUACGAGGUAGCUCUCAACGAUUUCCGGCACACGCGGCAGGAGAUUGAGGCCCUGGCCAUCGUGAAGAUGAAAGAACUUUGCGCCAUGUACGGGAAGAAGGACCCCAACGAGCGCGACUCGUGGCGCGCCGUGGCCCGAGACGUGUGGGACACCGUGGGGGUGGGCGACGAGAAGAUCGAAGAUAUCCUGCUCAGCGGGAAGGGCAUCGCUGACGUGGACGACCUCAAGGUCCAUAUCGACAAACUUGAAGAUAUUCUGCAAGAGGUGAAAAAGCAGAACAACCUGAAGGACGAAGAGAUCAAGGUCCUCAGGAACAAAAUGCUCAAGAUGGAGAAGGUUUUGCCGCUGAUGAGCUCCCAAGAACCGAAAGGGCCGCCCGCCACGGCCGCCACGAAACUGAAAGAGGCCACCGGUCUGGCAGAUGCAGACGAAAACGUGAACCACGGUGGGAGAAGCAGCUCCAUGAAGGAGGACCGGGUUUCCCAGUUAAUGGAGGAGGACCCUGCCUUCCGGCGCGGGAGGCUGCGCUGGAUGCGGCAAGAGCAAAUCCGGUUUAAGAACCUGCAGCAGCAGGAGAUCGCGAAGCAACUCCGCCGGCAGAACACGCCGCACCGCUUCAUCCCCCCCGAGAACCGUAAGCCCCGUUUCCCCUUCAAAAGCAACCCGACCCACAGGAACUCCUGGAGCCCGGGCACUCACAUCAUCAUCACCGAGGACGAGGUCAUUGAAGUGAGGAUCCCCAAGGAGGAGGAGGAGGCGGCGGAGGAGGCAGGCGAGCCCAAAGCCCUGCCUGCCAAAGCCCCCGCGCUCCCCAAGGACUCUCCUCCGCCCGGGAGCGGGCCCGGGCCGCAGAAGGCUCCCGAUCAGAUCCAGAUCAAGAGGCAGCCCUUGAAUGCGCAGCCCCCGCCCCGCCACCUGCAGCCGUACCCCUCUGCCCCCGUGCGCUGGAGGAGCCAUUCCCUCAACAGCCAGCAGAGGGGCUUCCGGCGCCAGACGUCGGACUCCUCCGCCGAGUCCUUGCCCUCCCCGGGUGCAAGCCCCAGCCAAGACCUGCAGGCGUUCCACCAGAGGCGCCACGUGCACCAGCACUGGCAGUCUUACUGCGCUGACCGCGGCCCCACUGCGCACCCCGAGAACGGCGCAGCCGGUGGUCGAACGAGACAGGCAGAUCGGCCGAGCCCCUGCAACCAGUUUGUGACCCCUCCGCGCAUGAGGCGGCAGUUCUCUGCCCCCAAUCUCAAAGCCAGUCGAGAAACGACCGUUUGACUUCCCAGAGGGCCGAGGAGAGAGAGCUGUGCCAAUCCUGAAGGGGUGGGAUGGGGUGGCGUGGGGAGUGUCUUGUCGCAGCUGACCUUGGGCUUCGAAAGAGGACGUGUGCAGUUAGUGAUCUACACGCAAAGCACAAGACCGCACAUUUUCUACCUGUCUGUUACUGCCUGUGAAACAUUUGGGAAUGGUGUUUUUAAAAAAAAAAAAAAAAUUGCAGAAUUCUCUUACUUUGGCCUUGAGAGAAGGCCACUACGUAAGUUUGGGAAUUGUCAGUGUAUCGUCUUUUUUAGGGGAAAAGCAAUGAACGCAAAUGGGAAUACCUGUAGGGACAUUUUAACCCACAUCUGUGUGGCCCGUUGGACAAUCAACAAGACCGAUCUGCUUGGUCUUGACAGCGACCUGCACAGCCUUUCACUUUAGAUGAAAGAGCCUGACCUCGAGCGGCGGAUUGAAUUCCUCCGCGUCUUGGGUUUUUCAUUUUCAUAAUCCAUGUUGUAGAAGUCACCCCUAAAGCUUUGGAACUGGGGCAGAUGAGGAAGACAGGGCAACUCGUUCUUCUUAAGUUCUCAUUUGUGUUACGGGGGCGUAUCCUAAAACACGCCGGAGAGCAGGAAAUUUUACUGCUUUUGGGGGUAAUGGGAAGGGGAGAGACACGUGCUAGGUGUAAGGAGUCGGAUCUCCAAAAGAACAGGGAACCUGCGUGGCUCCAAUUGUUUCUUCCUAGGUUCCCUCUAGGUUCCCUCUGACCGACAGGCAGUUUAUGAUGCCCAUCCAGUCACAGGCAGGACUCUCUUAAGGACCUCUUUGCGCGUGCAGUGACCCCCUCCUCCUCACAAAACAGAUGCCAGGCUGUUUCCGCCCUCGGCUCAAGAUGCCCCCACAUUGGAAAGCUUUUCCAUUUGCCAAUCUAUUCUAGGGGCUUCAGCAACUCCACAAACUGGCAAGUAGGUUUGUCUGCAGGAACGCAGAACCCGGGGCAAGCAGAAGCCGCGGGCAGGGACUAUCAGUGUAUGUGACAGUCACAUAUGUAGAGAGGGGGAAUGAACAUAUUCUGUAAAGAAAGGUCCUGUUGUUUUUCUUCUGCAAAAACAAGCCUUUUGGUGGCGUUUCCAACGAGGAAGGUCCAGCGUGAGUUGUCAGAAUCUCCAUGAACUUGGAACAUUAUUCUCCUACUGGGUUAAAGCGUUCCCCUUUAAAAAAAGGGCAUGUACAUUAAAAAGUACAUUUGAUUUUGAAGCCCAGCUGGAGCUAAACCUUUUCGCGGUCUGUUUCAGUGGGGAGGGAAGUCUUUUUCCUGCCUGUUUCAUAGUCAGAAGAACAAUUUGCUCGACGUAAAGGGAGCAAAGAGUUUCAGGCCUGUGAACAACGGGAACUCUCUCAUGUAGAAUAGGGUUUCGCCAGAGAGAGGGGAGUGGAGCAAUGUCUGAUCCUCACAUGUUAAAUGAGCGAUUCAGGAAAGAAUACAAGAGUUUUAUUAUUUUUUUAAAGCAAGCAUACUUGUCUCUCUCCCCUCCAAUUCUAUGCUCAAUCCUAUUCAUACCUGUUAAAGAGAAUUAGGAGGAGAAUUUGUUCUUGAACAUCAACCCGGGAAGCUGAGAUGGCUAGUGAAAUAUCGGGGGUGGGAGGAGCUGAGGAUCCCUGAUCCUGUACUGUGCUGCUGUUUCAUUUCAGUUUUCUUGGCCCCACUCCACCCCCUGGCUCCCUUUCAAGUUCAGCUCCUCUGUGGAGAUCAGUUGAGCAGAUCCACCAAAGGUGUGAGUAUCGCCCUGCUCAGCUCACCGCAGCUGUUGUCUUUGUGUUAUGGAGAAAUUGCUCCUGAAGCUGUUUUAAAAGUCGGUGUAGGGGUGGGUGGUGGGUGGGGAAGGUCUUCCAUCCCUGAUUCCCCUCCUUCACAUUGCAGGGCCUACUCCUCAAUAAGUCCCAUUGAACUGACUGAGAUCUUUUCUCUAUCAACGACCACAGGAUUGUAGCUCAUCCUCUUUCUUCCAAGGAGAGGGCUUCUGUUUUAACAAUGUCAUUUGGUGAUUUCACGGAAAUGAGGGUUGAACGGCAAGCAUUCAUUUUUGAGAUGGCCUUACUAAUGGUUAGAUUGGACAGCAGACAACAGAGGAAGCUGUGCCUGCUUUCUAAAUUCUCUUUUCAUUCUUUCCCUCUCUCUCUCUCUCAAUCGUCAUCCUCAUCCUCAUUUUAACUGGCCUUAAUUAAGGAAUCUAUCCAAGUUUGUACGGAAAGUAUUUGCGUUCCUCAAAAUAGAUUCAGCUAGAUUCUUCAGCCCGUUCUGUGCCUUCUUCUCCUUCUUGAUUGUUAAGCAAGAUAGAUAGAGAGAUAGAUAUAUUUUAAUGCUCUAGUUAGGUUGCCUUUGAAAUAAUUUCAGAAGCUUCUGGGUGUGAACCUAUUCAUGAUUACUGUAAAGGAGAAAUUGUUUCUUCCAGUGAGGUGAUGGAAUUGAAAAAUCUGUCCAUCUGUUGUUUUUAAGUGGUUUUGAUUAUUUUGUUGUUGUUUUUUAAAGAGGGCAAGCCUGCAUUUUGUGAAAAGCAGAAUUGCUCAUGCUUUUUAACAAGUCAUUUCAAUAAACUACAAAAUAUUCUUCUUAAGUCUGUCAUGUUGUUUUGGUUGGGAAGUAAAAUGCCAGCUU
Molecule: messenger RNA, 6504 nt
Organism: Python bivittatus (Burmese python)
Lineage: Eukaryota; Metazoa; Chordata; Lepidosauria; Squamata; Pythonidae
Source: RefSeq, a predicted model, not a curated record